CGCCGCGGCGGGGAGCGAGAUGUCGCCGCCGGAGCCUCCGGUCCUUCGGUCCGUCAACAGCCGCGAACUCUCCGAGGUCGUCUUCAACAACCGCAGCCCCCGCUUCGUCCUCCCCAUCUGGGUGGAUUUCGAAGGCAGGCCGCGCUAUUACCCCGUGCUGCGGCCCUGCACCGGGCGGAUCAUGCACAGCUACCGGGGCCACCUCUGGCUCUUCCGGGACGCAGGGACAAACGAUGGUCUCCUCGUCAACCAGCAGGAGCUGUUCGUAGCGGCUCCCAACGUGAAUAAGGCGGACAUCACGUUGCCAGUGUUCACCCUGAAGGAGAGGUGUCUCCAGGUUGUUCGCAGUCUGGUCAAACCAGUGGACUACAGGAAACUGGACAUUGUUCGAUCAUUAUAUGAAGACCUGGAAGAUCAUCCUGAUAUUAAGAAGGAUCUUCAUCGGCUUUCUCUGGAGAAAAGUGAAAUGUUGAAUGGAAUUCUGGAAUAACAUCAUUAUUCACUCCAGGCGCUAUUUAAAUAGCAAACCACUGAGUUUAAGCAGGGACAGUCACCACAAAACGUGCCAAGAACUACUGUCUGCGUUUUAAGUUCUGGAACGUAAACUCAGUUAAAUUGUGGGAGCCUUGCUGUGAUGGUAAGUCCGAUCCAAACGACUAACCAGCACGUAGGAGCACACGAGGGGAAUUCCUGAUGGUCCAGUUCUGCUCUUCAUUCGCACAUUGCAAAUGGAGGACUGCAGAGGCUUCGUGUGGGAGAAGCUCAGAGUUUUAUUUCAGCUGUCUCUGAACUCUGCAGAGGGACACAGAGCAGGUCAUCUCUUUGGAGAAUGCGUGGACAGAUCCACUUUCCUUGUAUUAGAAUGUAAAUUGCACUGAGGAUUAAUUGAAUCCAGACUCCAGUGAUUAUAAGCAGCAGACCAACACCUGUUUUGCUCAAAUAAUUUGUGUUUGACAGAGUUUCGCUCUCUCACACUUAGCCCAGAUUUGCUGUGAAUCACAAGGCGUGGGGCCAUUCCUGUCUGCAAGGGGUUUCCACCACCACCUCCUGAGAACCUGACCCAAAGCGUGAUGUUGAUGGAAAGAUGACAUGUGUAAACACUUGGGGUUUUUUCUGCCUCUCAGCUUUGCAUUUAUAAACCCGUGUCAUAUCCACUCUGAGGCUGACCCAUUUUUAUGCAGGUCAUACCUUGAAUGCCUUACUUGUCCUUUACCAUUGGAUUUUUACUGGUUGAUCUCAAGCAGAUCCAGCCUCGUCAGCCACAUAGUCUGGAUCGUGCUGUGGGGCUGCCGUUCUGCCCCACCACAGCCUCCCCAGCUGCCGGUGUAGGUUUAUGGGGUGACAUCCCUAGAGGGGGGGUUCUGAGCCCUGCCUUUCCCCAUCGCGGUGCCGCAGGUCAGGUUGUACAGGGGGCCUUCUUGGGGACCCCUCACCUUGUUGGUGUCUCCUGAGGAGCAGAGAGCAGGCUGUAUCAGCUCGUGUGGCCUGGGUCCAGCUCACAGAGAGAUCCAUGCUUUGUUACAGGCUGGAUAAGCAGAGAAAGCAUUUCUUUACCUGUGCUCUGUCCCCCCGUUCCUCAGCCAGGUGUGUGUGUGUGGGAUGUGCAGUGCAGUUCGGAGCAGUGUUGCUUGUGGCAGGUCCAUGAAUUGUUGGCCAAGGAGGAGGGGUUCCAUGUUGGUGCUGUUCAGGGUUGGGAACGGGUUGGUGGGAGGUUGUAGCACGUUACGUUUCUUUCCCCUGACACGUUCUAAGAGACACAGAUGGAAACUGAUGAGAACAUCCACAUACUCUGGAAGUGUGAAAUGUCUCCCCUUUUUGUAAACUGUUUUUUCUUACGUAUUUGAAGUGUAUAAAUUGAUCUUUGUCAUAAAAAUGUAAAUCCAUGCUUUUCUACUUGGAGUAAAUUCUUUUGAGUAACUUCCCAA
This is a messenger RNA of Calidris pugnax (ruff), 1925 nucleotides long. It is a transcript of the gene VHL, whose product is annotated as von Hippel-Lindau tumor suppressor, E3 ubiquitin protein ligase. Lineage: Eukaryota; Metazoa; Chordata; Aves; Charadriiformes; Scolopacidae. The transcript has 3 exons. The record is from RefSeq and is a predicted model, not a curated record. Bases 20 to 490 code for a protein of 156 amino acids.